UUUUAAUUAGCAUAAUAGUAUCAGCAUAAAAGCGGUGUGUCUGUUCCACGUUGUUUUAUGGCAUCGUGUGUAUCUGCUGAUAUAAGAAAAAGAAACUUUUAACGUGUUCAACCCCCAGUGUAGCAGAACCAAGGUGUCUGGUUUUGCUUGUCUGUGCUCGUCGACUCCUGAUUACAUUGAUUACACGCGGGAUUCUCCAAGCAUGAGCAAGACAUUACCUACCGCAAACGAGGAGAAGAAGCCUCUCCUAGAGACCGACACUCUUUUUGUGGAAACAAGGACAAAGCAAAAAUCCUCUUGCUUUACAAUUUUCUUCGUUGUGGUGUUGAUUCUUGGGCUGACUGGCCAAAAUGUUACUCUGCCUUUGUGGAUCGACUCAACUAUCGACACUCAUAAUAGCACUAAUUCCACAUCGGAUAAUUACAAACCGUUUGCCGAUCAAUAUUUCUAUGUACUUCUACCAUCCUUUGCUUACGCACUAAUCUUUGGAAGCGCUCAGCUAAUCAACACUUUAAUUCAACCUCAAGAAUAUCAUCAGAAGUUCCGGCGAGUACCCAAGAUAUAUCUACUGCCGGCGGCGUGCAUGUUUGGUGCCGGGGGAACCUUUAUCACUUUUGCAGCUAGUGGCACAAGGACCGCACCUUAUCUUCAAUCGAUAUUAACAAAUAUUGGGAUACCAUCAACUUUGAUCAUAAGAUAUUUUGCCUUGAAAAAGAUCCCGACCCGACGCAAACUGAUAUGCGCUCUAACAACGUCCCUCUCGCUGUUCAUCUGCCUUUUUCCGUCUAUCGUCCCAAGCAUCGACCCGGUGAAGAGCAAGGCAAAAGGGGGUGCAGAAGGCGUGGCAGGAGUGCUCUGGCCCCUCUGUUUUAUGCUUGGUUUUGUCUGUUCUUCUGUGGCCAAUAUUUUGGAGGAACGUGCAUUCACUGCAAAGACCCCAGAUGGUGAUAAGCCUCCCGAUAUUAUUCACGCUGUGUGCUGGGUUGAGUUCUUCAUGUUUGUAUUUCUACUCCUGUGCUUUUGGAUUGACGCCAUUCCUGGGUUCGGAAACGUCAGUAGCAUCUCGCAUGUCGGUCAAAACCUCGUGUUUGGUAUCAAGUGCUUCUUUGGCGGGGGUGGAUGUUCUUCUAGAACUGGUCUUUUGGGAGCCCUGUUUAUCUCUUUAUUCGCCCUGUACAUCGCUGGCGCUAACUACAUGAUUAACCACGAAGGCGCUACGUACCUUGUCAUCGUGCAAUCCGUUGUCACGCCGCUAGGGUUCUUUUUCUGGACACUGUUUAAAGAGCAGCCCAGUUUUCACUGGGGCCCGGCCGUCAGCGUCACUACGUGGUUUAACAUUGUAGGCCUGUUCAUCAUGGUGCCGUCCAUAUACCUGUACAACACAGGGCCUCCAGAGAAAACAGCAAAUUCAAAUGAUGAGAAAAACAAAUUAUUGUCAGAAAACGGUGAUUUAGCUGAUGGCAGAUAUCACGUAAUUUAAAUAAGCAAUGCACACGAUUAAUCGUUCAUUUGUUUUCCUUUUUAACAGUUUUUUUAAAACGUUAAAAUGAUUUAUUUAAUUUAUAGCAAUUAUAUAAUACUGAAAAAUAUUUAUGUUACCAAUUCAAGUUCGAAAUCUAGGAAGAAAGUAAAUCGGUUCGAUUUAGUUCUAAUGCCCUCAAAAGGGUUUUAAGCAAGACCAUUUUAGUGCUGAAGGGAAUGACUGGGAAAAAAAUCUUUAAAAAAAGUUUUUGAUAUUUGACAGGUCGGAGUAAUUCUUUGUUAAAAACUAGGUCUCCAAGGACUAAUGGUUAAACCAUUAGUAGCAAAAUUAUAAAGCAGGGAAUGAUUUAGUGAACUCUUCCAUCAGAUAAUGGUAAUUUUACUUUCCUUUAUACUGAUGGUCGUUCAGAUUUUUAUUUUUUAAUUAUUGUAAAAUGUUAUAUUCAAGUUUAUAUUUUUAAACAUUAGAACAGAGCCAAACUAGCUUAAUUGUUAAUAGCGUCUCCGGAGAGAGCGGCAUGGCCAAAUAAUGAUGUACUUAUGUAAUAAGUUGCUGUUUUUUUUUUGGGGGGGGGGGAAGGGUGGCUAACCCUUUGGUGUUAUCUGUGACACGGCAUGUUUUCAGCAUGUAGGCUAGACUUUCUUAUAAAAAAAUGUGAUGAGAUGUGCAUUAACAGCUCUAAGAUCAGAAGAAAAUUGACACAUGCUUCGCAGGCUACUUUUUACUAGCUGCGUAGGAGCCAAAUUUUGCAGGUGAUUGAAACAAAAAAAUGAUUCGAUGGCCCCCUCUAAAAGCCACUUACGUCUAAGAAGUUUGCGCCACCUUUAUUUAUUUUAUUUAUUUAGAGGCUUCCUCCACGCUUAUAUAUAAAGAUAUACAACAACAAAAUACAUUAAAAAUAACAGACAAGAAUAAGUGCAGAGAGGAGAAGGCAAACGGACACGAGGUCCCGCCGAGGCCUGCCCCGACACUACGGAUACUUGAGCACUUAUCGAUAAAA
Nematostella vectensis (starlet sea anemone) is the source of this 2483-nucleotide messenger RNA. RefSeq lists its product as uncharacterized. The record is from RefSeq and is a predicted model, not a curated record. The transcript is spliced from 7 exons. Lineage: Eukaryota; Metazoa; Cnidaria; Anthozoa; Actiniaria; Edwardsiidae. Bases 203 to 1480 code for a protein of 425 amino acids.